Molecule: messenger RNA, 741 nt
Organism: Arachis duranensis
Lineage: Eukaryota; Viridiplantae; Streptophyta; Magnoliopsida; Fabales; Fabaceae
Exons: 1
Coding region: 1-741 (246 amino acids)
Source: RefSeq, a predicted model, not a curated record
AUGGAUGAUUUGCGAAGAGAUCCUAAUGUAGAGAACAUUGACAGUGAGGAGAGUGAGGAAGAUAUAGUAGUGCUAGAAGAGACGGAUAUCUCUCAUGGUGUAAAGGCAUGCACAAAGAGCUUAACAGGUCGAAUUUUUUUGGCACAAAAAUUCUCUGCAGGUACUAUGGAGAAUGCACUAUCCGCAAUCUGGGAUAAACUAAUAGGGUUCAAAGUAGUCAAUCAAGGGACUAAUCAGUUUCAGUUCUUCUUCGAUGAAGAGAAAGACAUGCGGCGUAUAGAGAAAGGAUCCCCCUGGCUAUUCAAGGAUUACAUCCUUCAUGUGCGACAAUGGAGUGACACACAAAAUUCUGACAAUAAUUCAGAUUCAACAUUCCCCAUUUGGGUACAAUUUUGGGGUGUCCCUGAAUGUUAUAAAACGUUGGAAGCUGGGUGGAAACUUGGCAAAAAACUGGGAGAACUUAUGGAGAUAGGAAUGUAUAAAGUCAGAGGCAAAGAAUCUCGGAUACUGAAAGCAAAAAUUAUGCUUGAUGGGGAUAAGGCAGUGAAAGAUAGCCUCAAGGUGAAAGGACCGAACCAACGACUGGUGGAGGUGGGGCUGAGGUAUGAAUGCAUUGGAAUCUUCUGUAUGUACUGUGCUCACCUUGGGCAUAGUGCGAGGGUAUGUAAUGUUCUAUUAGAGGAUGCAGCCUGUAACAAAUUGAACCAAGAUUUGGUGGGAGAAUGGUUGAAAGCUGACUAA